Acanthopagrus latus (yellowfin seabream) is the source of this 4287-nucleotide messenger RNA. It is a transcript of the gene crbn, whose product is annotated as cereblon. Gene Ontology annotation, biological process: protein ubiquitination. NCBI's taxonomy places the organism in Eukaryota, Metazoa, Chordata, Actinopteri, Spariformes, Sparidae. Bases 87 to 1433 code for a protein of 448 amino acids. The record is from RefSeq and is a predicted model, not a curated record. The transcript has 11 exons. Gene Ontology annotation, cellular component: Cul4A-RING E3 ubiquitin ligase complex.
CGUCGCCAGGGGGCGCUCGGGAUCCGCGCUGCUGCUGCACAGUGAAGACGCCGUAGAAGAAGAGUUAGCAUUGUAAACACAAGGAUAUGGCUGACGAGAGGGGUGGAGGUGAGGACAACAUUAACGACAACAUGGGGAACCAGCUACAGCUUUUACCAGACAAUGAGGAAGAAGAGGAGGAAGAUGACAUGGAGACGGAGGACCGAGACAGUGAGGAGGCAGAGAAGCCCAACAUCAUCACCUUUGACCCUAGUCUGCCCACAUCACAUGCUUAUCUGGGCUCAGACAUGGAGGAGUUCCACGGUCGUACAGUCCACGAUGACGACAGCUGCCAGACCAUCCCCGUGCUGCCACACACGUCUGUGAUGCUGGUGCCGGGUCAGACGCUGCCUCUGCAGCUGUUCAGGCCGCAGGAGGUCAGCAUGAUGAGGAGCGUCAUCCAGAGAGACCGCACCUUUGCUGUGCUCGCACACAGUGAUGCAGGUGAGCCGGAGGCAGAGUUCGGGACAACUGCUGAGAUCUAUGCAUACAGAGAGGAGCAGGAAUAUGGCAUCGAGACUGUCAAAGUGAAAGCUGUGGGGAGGCAGAGAUUCAAGGUCCAUGAGAUAAGAACUCAAGCAGACGGGAUCAGACAAGCCAAAGUACAGAUCCUCCCAGAAAGAAUACUUCCAGAUCCCCUCUCUGCCGUGCAGCUAACACCGCUCUCCAGGCUCCAUGUGCACCCCUCCUCCAAACCCCCGACUCAAAGCUGCAAACAGGCCCAGUGCUGGUGGAAUAACUACCAACAGAGGAAGUUUCACUGUGCCAGUCUGACACCGUGGCCGCCCUGGGUCUAUGCACUCUACGACUCUGAGUCGCUCAUGAACAGAGUGAAGAAACAGCUCCAUGAAUGGGACGAGAAUCUGAAGGAUGACUCUCUGCCUACGAACGCCGUGGACUUCUCCUACAGAGUGGCGGCCUGUCUGCCCAUAGACGAUGCCCUGCGGCUCCAGCUGCUGAAGAUUGGCAGUGCCAUCCAGAGACUCCGCUGUGAGCUGGACAUCAUGGACCGGUGCACGUCACUGUGCUGUAAGCAGUGCCAAGACACAGAAAUCACCACAAAGAAUGAGAUCUUCAGCCUGUCCCUGUACGGCCCCAUGGCUGCGUACGUCAACCCGCACGGUUACGUCCACGAAACUCUGACUGUCUACAAAGCCAACAACCUCAACCUGGUCGGCAGGCCAUCCACACUGCACAGCUGGUUUCCAGGGUACGCCUGGACAAUCGCUCAGUGCCGAACCUGCGGGUCUCACAUGGGUUGGAAGUUCACAGCCACCAAGAAGGACUUGUCUCCACCUCGUUUCUGGGGUCUGACACGUUCAGCUAUGCUCCCCCGUAUCCCCCAGUCCGAGGGGGAGGAGGGGAGAGGGGGCUCUCGUCUCUUCUGCCUGUGACAUCGGACCAUCACUUCCCCCCAGUUAAAGAAAAAAAAACCCAACAACCCUGCGAGCCCCCUGAGCCUGGAUCUUCAGGCACUCUCUGGCUGCGAGUCAAUGCAUCACACACCACCUGUCACCCCUGGCAGAAAAUCCAUCACAUUAGUGGAAAAGGUCAUUCAGCCCUAGAAUGGCACUCUAACAGCUAAUUACAACAAAAUGGUGUUGGUGAUUGCUCCUAAAGGUUUUUGAAGUGUGGAGUCAGCAGAGAGAGGUGCGUCGUGGUAAAGUGAGACAGAAUUGGAGAAAAAAUAGUUUGGACAGAUUGACACGUGGUAACAUCCUAGCAUGCAGCGCCCUAAUCUGCACCCUUGUCCUGCUGAUUUCUUGGUAGCUGUGAACACAAAAACACAAAAAAGCUUAACGCGUAUUCAUACUACAGCUCUUUUCCUCUGUCUGACGGACGGUGCGGCUGCAUGCAGUGGAGAUAGAGACGUCGUCAGCAAGCUGUUAAUAUUUAAUCUGUUGUGAAACCAACCAGUUAAUAUCAAUUCACAAAGCGUUCAGAGCCUUUUGCGUGGUUUCAGUGGAGGAAGCUGUUUUGAAUGAGGUGCACUCAUGUAGAUCUGUCACUAUAGGGGAUAUUUUGGAUCUCGGGAUUAAAUUGGAUGUAUUUUUGUAUGCAGGAAGAUGGGAGCGUAAUUUAACAUUUUCAUCCAUGCGUGGAGACUUUGUGCUAUUUAUUAUCACUCCAGUUUUUUAAUGUAAUAAACAAAAAGCUGUUGUGACAAUAACGAUAAGGUGUAAAAUAAUCGAUAUAAUCGUCGUCUGUUUUGUAUUCAACGCCUUCUCAUUGUCUAAUCAGGUGAUAUGCUUCAGGAGACAAGCGUUAUCUCUGGUUGCACAAGUGGAAAUUAGACUGUUUUUUUUUUUUUUCCAAGGUCAGAGCUAAUUAACUCAAAAGCGAGAGGGGCAUUUACUCUUCUUUAUUGAGUUUGUUCAUGUUGUGUGGCAUGUGAAAAUGGUGUGCCUACGCCCUCAGCUCAGUGUCUUUCGAUAUGGGUACUGAGUCAGCGAGUGUGAAUGACAGAUUGUAAAUGGCAAAUUGACGGUGAGAAUUAGAUUUAUUUGGUGAUGUUUUUUUAGGAUUCACUUUGAUUUGUAGUCAUGCAGUUUUCAGGAUUUUACUUCUUGCAAUUUUGUUGCAAGGUGCUGGCUCAUGUUUGUAUAAAUAUAAAUGUGAAUAAGAGGCAGUUUUAGCAUCUGUCGCUAGAUAUAACUGGUGAAUAUGACUCUUUCUUCUCAUAUCGCUUCAUGUCACAAAGAGUUGUUCUGAAGUAAUCUUUUCAGAAUCAGGAAGCAGAGUAUUCGACUGCAAAACGAAACUGACCAGAUUGUGAUGAUGAUGCUGAUCUGCCUAAUUAAAGGGACAGUUCACCCCGAAAUCAACUAUACAUAUUUUUCCUACACUUGCCUGUAGUGUUAUUUAUCCGUCUAGAUUGUUUCGAACUCAGAGAUAUCGCCUGUCUCUCAAAGCAGCUUGUGUUGCUCAAGAAACGAUACUCAACAGUAAAGUCUCUUUCCAGAGACCAUGACCGUAUUACACAAAAUAAUCCGCAGACCUUGUUGUGAGCUGUUAAAUUAAGGAACUGAUUUCUUACUGCCGAAGUACACCCACCAACUGUACCAUCUACUCAUGGACGAGAAGCUAGCUAACUAAGCUAGCUGACAUUAUAUCUGUAAUGAGCAUGAGCCUCUGGUCUAGUUGUGGUGAACUGUCUCUUUAAAUGUUUUUGAUAAUGUCUUAAAGGAGUAGCUUGGCAUUUUGGGAAGUAUGCUUCUUUGUUUGUUUGUUUUUUGGCCAGGCUAGCUGUGUAUCAUAUUGUUUCCUGUCUUUAUGCUAAGCUAAGCUAACCGGCUGCUGGGUGUAAUAUCAUUACCAUACAGGUGUGGGAGUCUUGAUUUUAAUCAUUCUACACACAAUCUUUGGCAUGUCAGCAAAUUAGUGUAAUUCUCUAAAUGCCAUAACUACCCUUGGAAGGACGAUGCCUUUCAAAUGAAGAAUUUUUUUCAUGUUGUUCUCAUGGCCAAAGCAAACACAAUUCUGACUUAGAAAAAUUUACUUUGUGGUUUAAUGCACUGUUCACUUUGAUUCCACACAUUCAAUUUCUGUGUCAGUCGUAUUAGCCACGAUGCAACUUGACCGCUGCCAGUUCAGUUCGGAGAUGCUCGCGUGUUUUGCACGUGCCGGCUAAUCUACCCUCGAACUUCUAGCCUCAAGCAGAGAUGAUGGGUGUGCCACAGGGGUCUGUGAAGGUCCUUUCUAUCUGAACAACAGCGUCAUUCGGCCCACACCACAUGUUUUUCUGCUUUUGGAUUUUGCUGGAUGCUGCCAAGAUGACAAUGGCCAAAACUACCACACUGAGCUUCAUAAUGGCUCUUCAGAAACCUAUGACUUCACGGUGACAACAUCCAUCUAUUACACAGGACAUGCUUUGGAAAAUCAGUGCAGUUCCCAUUGAGCUUCCUCACAAAUGGGUCUGGAAUUUUUUUUUUUAAAUCCACUUUUUAAGUCUUUUACUUAUCAGUCUCUGUCGUCAUAUCAUUUCUCUUUGAGGAGAGGCUUUCGCCAUGAGAACAACAUGUGAAAUCUAAAAGCCCUUGUGAUAAUAUUCUCUGUCAUAUCACUGAUUUAGUGUUCGCUGGGCUGUCAGACUUUCAUUCACUCUCCCGAACAAUAAAAAGGAUGCUUCACUGAAGAAAUCAAUGGCUUGAAUCCAAAGAAGGUCUUUGUUUGUUUUUCCAUGAGAUUCAGUGUAUCACAGAGUAAAAUAAACAUGCAGAUGUCCCAGUCUCAGUUUGAUUGUUCAGA